Messenger RNA from Saxophila tyrrhenica, 1302 nucleotides. RefSeq lists its product as uncharacterized. The record is from RefSeq and is a predicted model, not a curated record. NCBI's taxonomy places the organism in Eukaryota, Fungi, Ascomycota, Dothideomycetes, Mycosphaerellales, Extremaceae. The coding region runs from base 1 to 1302 and encodes 433 amino acids. The transcript is spliced from 3 exons.
AUGGUCAACAAACAGGCCCAAGAUGCUUGCCAGACAAGUCUUGACGGCGUAACAAGUAACCCAGACACCGGAAUCGCCGGCAUGGUAUUUGUUGCCGUUGACAAAGAAGGCAACGAGAUAUGCGCCGUCCCAUCUGGCAAGAAGGGCGUUGGCGAGAAGCGCGAGAAGAUGGACAUGGAAACUGUCUUCUGGAUCGCCAGCUGUACCAAGUUGUUGGCCACUAUGGCAUGUAUGCAGGCUUGCGAGCAGGGGAAGCUGAGUCUCGAUGAUGCCGAGCAGGUUAAGAAGUUGUGCCCGGAACUUGCGAAGGUGAAAGUGUUGAAGGAUGAUGGGACGUUGGAGGAUCGGAAGACGGAUAUUACGUUGAGAAUGCUCCUAACUCAUAUGGCUGGUUUUGGCUACGAAUUUUUCAAUCCCAAACUCAGGGACUACGGCAGGCCGGUUGGGUACGACGUGUUCCACGCAGAUGAGCGAGAUGUCCUUAAGAUGCCGCUGGUCAACCAACCGAACACCGUCUGGGAGUACGGGAUCAACAUCGACUGGGCUGGGAUAGUGCUCGAGCGCGCCACUGGUGUGAAGCUCAACGACUGGAUCCAGCAGAACAUCAUGCAACCCCUUGGCCUCAAGAACAUCAACAUGCUUCCAACCCCGGAGAUGAAGAAGUCCCUGGCGUACAUGCAUCAGAAGUGGCCCGGACAGGAGAAGAGUGAAGAACGCGACCACAUGUACCGUGAGCCGGUUGUUGCCGAGAGCGAUACCGAGAAGGAGCGGAUCUUCCACAGCGGAGGCGCUGGAUGUUUCGCGAGGCCAAAUGAGUAUGUGCAGGUCUUGGCCACGCUACUCAAUAAUGGCAAGAGCCCGAAGACUGGAGCGCAGAUCUUGAAAUCUGAGACUGUGGAUGCCAUGUUUGAGAACCAGAUCAAGGAGCAGCCCAAUUUUGCGCGGAACCCGGUUCCUGCGGCGAAGCCGGAGCAGACGAAUGCUUUUCCGGAGCUGUAUCCGCAGGAAGGUGAGAUGCUGUUCCCUCGUAUUUGGAGUUUUCGGUUGGCUGAUUGUACCUUCUUAGGAAACCCACCACAAGGCUGGGGCCUGUCGUUCAUGAUCACGCAAGAACCAGGUGUAACGGGAAGAGGAAGGAACACGGCCUGGUGGGCUGGUAUCGCGAACCUGUUCUGGUGGUGCGACAGAGAGAAGGGUGUUGCCGGGAUGAUCGCCAGCCAGGUCAUGCCGUUCGGCGACUUGAAUGUUAUGGGGCAGUGGUUCGCCUGUGAAGGUGAGGUGUACAAGGCUGUGUCGCAGUAG